AAAGAAAGGACCAGAAAAGGAUGUGGGUCCUGGCUGCAAAGAGAGAGGGCCGGGCAUGAGAUAUAUAAAUAGAGGCUUCCUCGUCCGGUUUAGAUGCAGCAGGCAGGUAUAACUUCAUUCAUAUAUUGAAUCCCACUCCGGCCUGGCCUGUUAGCUAGAUAUAAGAUGGCAGGAAACCAAGUGGUUGCUGUGGACAUACGGGAUGGCGAAAGGUCAAAUCCCGAUAUGUCUUCUUCUGAUGCUGGAUGCGGCGGCUUCGGUUUAACCCUCCCUUUUUUCCAAAAGUUGAUUGCAGAGAUAUUGGGGACAUACUUCUUGAUGUUCGCGGGGUGCGGCUCGGCGGUGGUCAACGCCGAGAAGGGCAGCGUGACGUUCCCGGGGGUGGCCAUAGUGUGGGGCCUGGCGGUGGUGGUCAUGGUCUACUCCGUCGGGCACAUCUCCGGCGCACAUUUGAACCCUGCCGUUACCAUUGCUUUUGCAUCCUGCAACAGGUUCCCCUUCCAACAGGUGCCUGCGUAUAUAUCAGCACAGAUGAUUGGAGCAACUUUAGCAAGUGGAACCCUGCGGUUGUUAUUCAACGGAAAACAUGACCAUUUCGCCGGCACACUUCCGACGGGGUCCGAUCUGCAAUCCCUAGUCAUUGAGUUCAUCAUCACAUUCUAUCUCAUGUUCGUCAUUUCCGGCGUCGCCACCGAUAAUCGAGCUAUUGGAGAACUUGCUGGCCUUGCAAUCGGAGCUACCAUCUUACUUAAUGUCAUGUUUGCUGGACCGAUAACAGGGGCAUCAAUGAACCCAGCAAGGAGCUUGGGGCCAGCAAUAGUGUGGCAGCAGUACAAGGGGAUUUGGAUAUACUUGGUGGGGCCAACCGCAGGGGCCAUAUCGGGGGCUUGGGUGUACAAUGUCAUUCGAUUCACAGAUAAACCCCUGCGUGAGAUCACCAAAAGUGCCUCUUUUCUCAGGAGCAAAGGUUCCAGCCGCAGAUAGCUAGUUUUUCUAGCUUCCUUCAAGCUCGAUCAAUUAAGCAGCUGCGGCAGGCAGGGCUCUGGUCUGUCCACGCUAAUUGAUCGCCGGCCUCCUCCGACCAUAUAUUAGUUGCUUGUGUUUCAUCCAACUCGAUCGUACCAGCAUUAAUUAGCAGCAUGUUUUGAUAUAUGUAUAACUGUAUAAGUACUUCCUAUUAUUUGUAGUCCGGCCGGCCAGUUAUGUUUCCCUCCCUUCACACCUUUCUAGCUACUUUCUUUUCUACGCAUCAGAUCAGAGCCCGGCCGCCUGGCCGGCCUAGUCCUUUUAACGUUAAUGUAAAUGUAUCACUGCACCUCUCUCCCUCUAAUUACGUAUAUAUAGUAUACGAGUAGUACUUGAUUUACAACGUUUAAUUAAACACUUUCGUCAAAAAAGUUUGGCAUCUCGUUCAUAUAA
This is a messenger RNA of Cuscuta epithymum, 1419 nucleotides long. The record is from the annotation of a GenBank genome assembly. NCBI's taxonomy places the organism in Eukaryota, Viridiplantae, Streptophyta, Magnoliopsida, Solanales, Convolvulaceae.